UAAACCAUUUAGAAUUUAAUUUCAGUCUCUUACUAGAUCUCAGAUUCUUCCCUAAAAAUGGAGAUUAUUACAGUGUCAUCCCUUGCCUUCUCUUUUGCUUUUGCUACCAUUUUAGCAUGUGUGUGGAUGGCGCUGGAUUGGGUUUGGUUCAAGCCGAAGAAGCUAGAGAGGUUGCUUAGACGGCAAGGUUUCACCGGCAACUCGUACAAACUUCUUUAUGGAGACAUCAAAGAAUGUCCACGAUGACAAAACAAACAAAAACCAAACCCAUCAACCUCUCCGAUGAUAUUGCGCCUCGAAUCUUGCCAUACUUCAAUCAUAUCAUCAAGAAAUACGUUACACAAAAUUCUUCAUGAGGCACUAAGGUUAUAUCUACCAGUGUCUCAAUUUACUAGAACUACUACUACAGAGUACAAAUUGGGAGAAAUCGUUGUACCACCUGGAGUUAUACUUUCAAUGCUAGUAAUUUUGGUUCAUCGGGAUGAAGAAUAUUGGGGAGAUGAUGCAAAAGAGUUCAACCCUGACAGGUUUUCUCAAGGAGUUUCAAAGGCAUCAAAGAAUGAUCAAGUCUUGUUCUUUCCAUUUGGUUAGGGUCCCAGAAUAUGC
This is a messenger RNA of Pistacia vera, 606 nucleotides long. Its product is annotated as cytochrome P450 72A14-like. Bases 283 to 591 code for a protein of 102 amino acids. The record is from RefSeq and is a predicted model, not a curated record. The transcript has 2 exons. Gene Ontology annotation, molecular function: iron ion binding; monooxygenase activity; oxidoreductase activity, acting on paired donors, with incorporation or reduction of molecular oxygen. Lineage: Eukaryota; Viridiplantae; Streptophyta; Magnoliopsida; Sapindales; Anacardiaceae.